CAGCAUUUGGAGACUCCAGUGCACGAGUCUGUGGAGGAGAGCGCGCACCGACCGGAUUACAGGAGACAGUUAGAAGGCAGCAGAGGACAACAAAGGAUUCAAAAACAAAAGAGGAAAAAACUAUAAAGAUAUGCAAAAAUGUGUGAUUAAUGUUAAAGGAAUAAGAGAGUGGAAACAGAACAGGAUAGAACUAUUGCCGAAAGGCAAGGCGUACAACAGAGACUCCUGGGGUUACACAUCCUUCCUUCCAAAGAGUGCGUGGACUAUUCAGAAUUGAGGUUAUAAUUCAGAAGUGGAUCGAAACAACAAGCAAGCUGCACAACAUAAUAACUUGUUGUUUUUAAGUGGUCUUCACAGGGGGAUGCUGUCCGUGCACACAUUGACAGUUGCCAUGCCGAUACCAAAUCUUUCGCAGUAGACUACUUGCCAGGGCGGAGUCCAGCCUCCCACCCUAAUUAUAGACCUACUGACCACCUGAUGAUCACUGGUGCCAUGGGAACAGCACGGGCCAACAGGUACAGCUUCACAGCAACAGAUGAGGAGGGCCUGAAAAUCUCCACACUUGGGCUCCACAACGGCCACAGCUCGCCAAAUAGCCGGUUCCCCUCCCCUAGUGGCACAUCCGGAGGAGAUAGGAUAUCAGGAGCCACAGGUCGUAGGAUGAACAAUUACAACGGAAAGAUCUCUACUACAGGAUCGAGCCAACUAAGAAGUCGCUUCGUCAAGAAAAAUGGGCAUUGCAACGUGGUGUUCUCUAACAUGGAGGAGAAAUCACAACGUUACCUGGCCGACAUCUUUACCACCUGCGUGGACAUCCGCUGGAGAUACUUACUACUCCUCUUCUGCUCGACCUUCAUGUCCUCCUGGAUGUUUUUUGGAAUAAUCUUCUAUUCAGUUUCCAGAGCCCAUGGGGAUUUUGAUGAGCACCCUGGAAUGAGUUCCUCUUCGGGGUUGGAAGGGAAUGGGCUUGGGGUUGGUGAAGUUGAAGGGGUGCAGAAAAAGUGGCAGCCAUGUCUCCUUCAUGUGGAGGGCUUCGUCGGAGCAUUCCUAUUCUCCGUCGAGACCCAGACCACCAUUGGUUAUGGGUGGCGCUGUGUCACUGAGGAGUGCCCUGUGGCAGUGAUCACAGUGGUGGUCCAGUCCAUAGUGGGCUGCAUCAUUGACUCCUUCAUGCUUGGUACAAUCAUGGUCAAAAUGGCACGCCCUAAGAAGAGGAACCAGACCCUGCUGUUCUCGAAAAACGCUGUGAUUUCCCUGCGCGAUGGCAAGCUGUGCCUCAUGUGGCGGGUGGGUAACCUGCGCAAGAGCCACAUCGUGGAGGCCCAUGUGCGGGCACAGCUCAUUCGACCCUACGUCACGGCAGAGGGAGAGUUUAUCCCUCUAGAGCAGAGGGAUCUCAACGUAGGCUACGAUGAAGGCAUAGACAGACUCUUUCUGGUUUCUCCUCUGGUUAUCGUCCAUGAGAUCGACGAGGACAGCCCCCUGUAUACUGUGAGCCGGGCUGAUCUGGAGUCGGAUGACUUUGAGAUCGUAGUGAUCUUGGAGGGCAUGGUGGAGGCCACCGCCAUGACCACCCAGGCCCGCAGCUCCUAUCUGGCCAAGGAGAUCCUAUGGGGGCAUAGGUUUGAGCCUGUGAUCUUUGAGGACCGAACCAAGUAUCAGGUGGACUAUGCUCGCUUCCACAAGACCUACGAGGUGCCCUCCACACCCCACUGCAGCGCCAAGGAGCUCAGUGAGAUGGCCAGCCGGCCUGCCUCAUCCGCCUCCUCCCACUCACUAUUCCCAACCAGCCCCAGAAUCACCCAGCACCUUGUAACCCCCCACUCCCCCAGCGACUUCUGCUAUGAGAAUGAGGUAGCACUGAGCUGUGGAGAGGACGAGGAUGAACUGGAUAGGCAAAAGGGAAAAGACAGGGAGGAGGAAAGGAGGAAUUCAGUUUCUGUAGACUUUCAUAAUUUGUUUCAGGACACAGCCACAAUGACAUCCGGCAGCAACAUGCUGUGUGUUUUGGACAAUCAGAUGGAUUUUGACAUUCUACAGACGACCAUUACUCGUGAUCCACUGACAUAUAAAAGUGAGUCAGGAAUCUGAGGCAAAGGGAUGGCAUCCUCAGACCCUUCCCAACCCCUCCAUUCAUAUAGUUGAAGUCGGAAGUUUACACACACUUAGAGUCAUUAAAACUUGUUUUUCAACCACUCCACAAAUUUCUUGCUAACAAACUAUAGUUUUGGCAAGUCAGUUAGGACAUCUUCUUUGUGCAUGACACAAGUAAUUUUUUCAACAAUUGUUUAUAGACAGAUUAUUUCACUUAUAAUUCACUGUAUCACAAUUCCAGUGGGUCAGAAGUUUACAUACAUUAAGUUGACUGUGCCUUUAAAAAUUCCAGAAAAUGAUAUCAUGGCUUUAAAAGCUUCUGAUGGGCUAAUUGACAUAAUUUGAGUCAAUUGGAGGUGUACCUGUGGAUGUAUUUCAAGGCCUACCUUCAAACUCAGUGCCUCUUUGCUUGACAUUAUGGGAAAAUCUAAAGAAAUCAGCCUCAGAAUUGUUGGUGCAUUCAAGUCUGGUUCAUCCUUGGGAGCAAUUUCCGAAUGCCUGAAGGUACCACGUUCAUCUGUACAAACAAUAGUACGCAAGUAUAAACAUCAUACCGCUCAGGAAGGAGAUGAGUUCUGUCUCCUAGAAAUGAACGUACAUUGGUGCGAAAAGUGCAAAUCAAUCCCAGAACAACAGCAAAGAACCUUCUGAAGAUGCUGGAGGAAACAGGUACAUAUGUCUCUAUCUCCACAGUAAAAAAUAUAUAUAUAUCGACAUAACCUGAAAGGCCACUCAGCAAGGAAGAAGCCACUGUUCCAAAACCGCCAUAAAAAAGCCAGACUACAGUUUGCAACUACACAUGGGGACAAAGAUCGUACUUUUUGGAGAAAUGUCCUCUGGUCUGAUGAAACAAAAAUAGAACUGUUUUCCCAUAAUGACUGUCGUUAUGUUUGGAGGAAAAAGGGGGAUGCUUGCAAGCCGAAGAACACCAUCCUAACCAUGAAGCACGGGGUGGCAGCAUCAUGUUGUGGGGGUGCUUUGCUGCCGGAGGGACUGGUACACUUCACAAAAUAGAUGGCAUCAUGAGGUUGGAAAAUUAGGGGGAUAAAUUGAAGCAACAUCUCAAGAAUUCAGUCAGGAAGUUAAAGAUUGGUCGCAAAUGGGUCUUCCAAAUGGACAAUGACACCAAGCAUACUUCCAAAGUUGUGGCAAAAUGGCUUAAGGACAACAAAGUCAAGGUAUUGGAGUGGCCAUCACAAAGCCCUGACCUCAAUCCUAUAGAAAAUGUGUGGGCAGAACUGAAAAUGCGUGUGCGAGCAAGGAGGUCUACAAACCUGACUCAGUUACACCAGCUCUGUCAGGAGGAAUGGGCUAAAAGUCCCCCAACUUAUUGUGGGAAGCUUGUGGAAGGCUACUCGAAACGUUUGACCCAAGUUAAACAAUUUAAAGGCAAUGCUACCAAAUACUAAUUGAGUGUAUGCAAACUUCUGACUCACUGGGAAUGUGAUGAAAGAAAUAAAAGCUGAAAGAAAUAAUUAUAUCUGCUAUUAUUCUGACAUUUCACAUUCUUAAAAUAAAGUGGUGUACCUAACUGACCUAAGACAGGGAAUUUUUAUUAGGAUUAAAUGUCAGAAAUGUAAAUGCUUAAAUGUAUUUGGCUAAUGUGUAUGUAAACUUCCGACAUCAACUGUAUAUACCUACCUGUAGGUCUUGAAGUGAGGUCUUCCAUUUGUUUUUUGCACGUUUUGCUCUGGAUUUAGUACUAGAUCUACACCCCUUUCGCCUUGCCAGCAUUAUUUUGUACUUUUACCUGAGCCCAUGUUUUUGUUUGUGUAGAGAACCAAAUGGGAGGCUGAGGUAGUGGUUCUACUCUGCACACCUCACCCAUACGUGCACCUCAGUUGGGCUGUGGGACAGUCACCUAGAGAGAUAUUUACACAUGAGAUUGUAUGAACGGGCGACUCUUUUAACGAGGUAAUAGGAAAGGAACAGCAAGAGAUGGACAGUUCCAGCAGAGAGCUGAGGAUGAGACAAAUAAUGACUUGUUGAGACGUGUGCAAUGAUAAACAGACAUUUGACCAAAGGAGCACUUCUGCUACAGAAACUGUCUCAGGAGGAAAUGUGCAGGGAAGAUACCCAGAAUAUUUGAGUGACAUUCAAGUAGGUAGGUAUGAUGUUUAUCUACACAGUCGUAUUACGCCGUUUGUUUAAUUUGGACAUGAUAUUUUGAUGUGGAAUCAACCUCCAGUGUUCUGUAAUGAUAAAAUGACUGGUGAUAUGACAUGUGAUAUGAAUCAUACGUGGGUUCAAAUACUAUAUCAACUCUCAGUUCAGCUGUGCAAUAUAACAGACAGGAUAGUUUGCUGCUUUCUACUAUUUGCACUAUUGUUCUUCAGUCAAGUUUUCCUCUGAGCCUCUUUUCUCCCUAAUUUACUCAUUUACACACGUUGUUUUCAUAGUGUCUUUAGCAUAGAUCAAUGAAUCAUUUAUCGGUUGUUACUGUGCGUAAUAACAACAAUACAAUGACCAACGCAAUCGUUAAAUAAUCAUAGCUAAGGGUCUUAAUGUCUGAAAUCCAGUUCGUCAUUUGCUGCAGAAAAGAACUAGGUGUUUUCAUUCUCUAGAAUCAGGUAGCUUUUUCUCACCUAUUUAUUCAAGCCUGGUUUUUGUGUUGCAAAAGGAGCAUGAAUGUGACAUAAUGGAAAGUCCCUCUCUUCAGUGUAUAUCAGUAGAGAACUUAUCAUGAGUUACUUAUCUGGUCUCUCCUGUCACCUUAAAGACGUUUCCCGAGAGACACCUUUAGGGGAAUCAUCUGAAAGCAGUCGUCUUUAGAACGUAAGAUCUCAUAAAGGUUGAUUCUAGAGAGACUGAAUAUAGAGACACCUUUAGGGGAAUCAUCUGAAAGCAGUCGUCUUUAGAACGUAAGAUCUCAUAAAGGUUGAUUCUAGAGAGACUGAAUAUAGAGACACCUUUAGGGGAAUCAUCUGAAAGCUGUUCUCUUUAGAACGUGAGAUCUCAUAAAGGUUGAUUCUAGAGAGACUGAAUAGAGAGACACCUUUAGGGGAAUCAUCUGAAAGCUGUUGUCUUUAGAACGUGAGAUCUCAUAAAGGUUGAUUCUAGAGAGACUGAAUAUAGAGACACCUUUAGGGGAAUCAUCUGAAAGCAGUCGUCUUUAGAACGUAAGAUCUCAUAAAGGUUGAUUCUAGAGAGACUGAAUAGAGAGACACCUUUAGGGGAAUCAUCUGAAAGCUGUUGUCUUUAGAACGUGAGAUCUCAUAAAGGUUGAUUCUAGAGAGACUGAAUAGAGAGACACCUUUAGGGGAAUCAUCUGAAAGCUGUUGUCUUUAGAACGUGAGAUCUCAUAAAGGUUGAUUCUAGAGAGACUGAAUAGAGAAACAUCUUUGUAUAUUCCAAAGUGUCUAUAUUUCAUCUCUUUCCCACGUCAAAUAUAAACAACGCUGUCUUGUUUGUUGGCAUAUGGUUUGUGUAUGAAAUGAUUCAUGAAUCUCCUGCACCGUAGCUCCUAUUGUGUGUAGUUGUCUGAAUGAUGCACAUGUCCCUUUUGUCUGUCUCCUGCACUACACUGCACCUGUUUGUCUCUUCAUCUUCACCCAACAACAUUUUGUUCUUGAGUAACUUUCGCCAUUUUUACAUCUGCAAAAUUGUUUGUGAGGAUUAUAUCAACUUGAAUGUGUGUGUGUGUGUGUGAGAGAGAGAGAGAGAGAGAGAGAGAGAGAGAGAAAGAGAGAGAGAGAGAGAGAGCACUGGGCAUUCAGUAUGACAGUAGGCUUUUCAAGUCAAAACUUGCACUUUUUCAAAUAACCAGACCUUUGUGACAGUUGAGGCACAUGGGAAACGUUGUUACCACAAAAUGCAACUGCUACUUUAUAUUUUUACAAUGAACGUACUGUGUUUGAGGGGUUGUGUGUACAUGUCGAUAUGCUGCAGCAGCAUGGAGUAAAUGCUGAGCGAUGACGGUGAGCAAUCUUUAUUAUGCUACUAUAUCUGGUUUACAACUUGUGUUUGUAAAACAACUGUGUAAUAUUAUUUCCUGAAAUAAUUGUGUUGAUUUAUCUCUGCCGCUCAGUCUCCCGGCUCGCACGUCUCUAUUAACAUGCCGUGCGUGGCGAAACAGAACAGACAAAUUCCCUGAACAACACAAGCUUGAACAGCGAGUAAAUCAUAGAACGCACUUCAUUCCUUGUGUGUACCUUCUGAUGUUGAAAAUAAAUAUGUAUA
Molecule: messenger RNA, 6273 nt
Organism: Oncorhynchus nerka (sockeye salmon)
Lineage: Eukaryota; Metazoa; Chordata; Actinopteri; Salmoniformes; Salmonidae
Product: inward rectifier potassium channel 4-like
Exons: 3
Coding region: 478-2091 (537 amino acids)
Biological process (GO): potassium ion import across plasma membrane; regulation of monoatomic ion transmembrane transport
Cellular component (GO): plasma membrane
Molecular function (GO): inward rectifier potassium channel activity
Source: RefSeq, a predicted model, not a curated record